CACGUAUCCAACCCAACUGAGUACCUUGUAACGGAUCGCACACGGCCCGCCAUCCAUACGGUCGUGAUAUGUCGGAUUUCCUCGUCGCGUGCGUCUUUAUAAAGCCCAGCCAGAAAAGCCGCACUUCUGUCGCGCUCGUCACGCUCAAAGGCCGCACCGAAGUCCUCGCACUCCCAAAAUGGCUGCCGCGGUGCCUGGACUUGCUACACACGGCUUUGCAAGCGAGGCAUGGAACGCACCUGACGUAAAGGAAAACAUUGAGCCAGCCCACGAUUGGAUGGUGAACAAGUCGUGGACGGCCCAGGCGGACUUUGGACCUGAGAUAUAGCCAGUAUCGACGAAUGCAAUACUUUGAGGAUCCGUCGCAGCUUGAGGGGAGGAGAUUUCUCGUGGACCUGUUGUUCAAGGAGCAAGUGUUUCUUCGGGAAAUAUUCGAUGCGUCUGCCGAAUCAGCGCCGGUGCUUCCCGCGGGAAGCUUAAGCAGGAUCGCAGCUAUAACUGCAACGCAAGUAGCAGGAGCGGCCAUAUACCCUGAUAUAUCUAGUCGGUCCCUGCAACCAGAUCGUCCUCAGGCUCUGAAUUUCGUAUGUGGCUGGGAUGCACAUACCGCCACCUUGAUCAUUAUAUUUCCCACGGUGCUGAGCAUCGUGGUCGGUAUUGCUUGGCCAACGCGCGCAGUUCUCAAGUAUGGGGCCGACGUGCAGACAAGCGUUCAGACGGGGGUUAGUGUGGCGAGUUAUAUUGUUACUGCAGGAGCCUUACUCAUUGCACUGGCAACCUGGUAUGACUCGGUCACGACUCACGAAGAGCUGAAGGAAGAAAAGGGUGAAUGAUGGCUGUGUAUGGGGUAUCCUACUGACGCUCCUGGGGGGACAGUGUUACAUAAACGCCGCUCAUUGAUCCGGCAAAGAGAUCAGCGCACAUGUUAAAAUAGAACUGAAAAUAGGCUCUGGGUUGUAAG
Ilyonectria robusta is the source of this 961-nucleotide messenger RNA. RefSeq lists its product as uncharacterized. The transcript has 2 exons. The record is from RefSeq and is a predicted model, not a curated record. The coding region runs from base 342 to 833 and encodes 163 amino acids. Lineage: Eukaryota; Fungi; Ascomycota; Sordariomycetes; Hypocreales; Nectriaceae.